AUGGCUCCACAGCAGAAACACUUGUACAAAUUUGAUCAAGCUCUCCCACCCAUCAAAAACCAGGUAAACUCAAACUAUCAGCCACCCCUGCCUAGCCCAGACUCUUCUUUUCCUAUAUUAGCUAUUGUUGUACUAAGCAUCAUGGCUACAGCUUUCUUGCUAGUGAGCUACUAUGUCAUUGUUGUCAAAUUUUGCUCAAACUGGUACCAAAUUGAUCUGCUGUCAAGGUUUCCUAUCUUUCGAGCUCGAGAAACGGAGGAUCUUCUUACAGCCUUCUCUCCAUCAAUUUGGAACCGGGGGCUUGAUGAAUCAGUCAUUCGCGGAAUCCCAACUGUUCAAUUCAAAGGAGGAGAAGUUGAAGAUAGAAGUGUUUGUGGAUGUGCAGUUUGUUUGAAAGAGUUUCAGGAGCAAGAUACACUAAAAGUUCUUCCCAACUGCAGCCAUGAGUUUCACUUAGACUGCAUUGAUAUAUGGCUUCAAAGCAAUGCAAACUGCCCUCUUUGCAGAACAAGCAUUUCAGGUACUAUCCGGUAUCCGACUGAUCAUGUCAUAGCACCAAGCACUUCACCUCAAGACUCUGAGUUGUUUUCUCAUAGCUUCAUGGGUAGUGAAGAAGACUUUGUAGUAAUUGAGUUGGGGGGAGAAGAUGGUGUCAUUUUCCACCAAGGCAGCAACAAAGAAAUGAUUAUAGAAAGUCAUAGAACAGCCUAG
Prunus armeniaca (apricot) is the source of this 711-nucleotide messenger RNA. The record is from the annotation of a GenBank genome assembly. Lineage: Eukaryota; Viridiplantae; Streptophyta; Magnoliopsida; Rosales; Rosaceae.